AUGCAACACCUGCAAGAGGAUAUAAAGGGGAAAGAUAUUAGUGCGAACUACGGUCUAUCUGCCGAAAAGGUGUUGGGAAUGUGGUGGAACACAUCAUCGGACACCUUCACAUUCCGCUUAUCCUCGAGGCAUGAUCAAGAGCUUUUAUCUGGGAGAAAGCCAGAAACGAAACGUGAAAUACUACGGACACUUAUGAGCGUUUACGACCCUCUCGGACUACUCGGACAUUUUCUAAUGUAUUUAAAGACUUUGCUGCAGGAAGUUUGGCGCGGAGGCACCGGUUGGGACCAAGAGUUGAGCGACCAGACGGCAGGGAAAUGGACGGAGUGGUUACACGUGCUUCCCGAUGUCGAACAGGUGACUAUACCCCGAUGCUAUCGAUGUAUAUCCUCCACAGAUGCCAACGUUGAGCUGCACGUCUUUUGGGAUGCGAGUGAGAAGGAUAUGGCUGCAGUUGCUUACUUCCGUUUCGUGGAAGGAUGGGAUAUGCAUAUCGAAUGCACUCUGGUAGGAUCGAAAACGCGCAUGACGCAGCUUAAAUUUUUAUCCAUCCCUAGGCUGGAGCUGCAGGCCGCGGUCAUCGGCGCAAGGCUAGCGAAAACCAUAUCGCAAAAUCAUCGACUGUCGAUCGGACGAACCAUCUUCUGGACCGACUCUAAGAACGUCCUGAGUUGGCUUAACUCAGACCACAGUUGCUACAACCAAUUUGUAGCAUUCCGUAUAGGAGAGCUGCUAGAAGGAACUAAUCUGGAUCAAUCGCGAUGGGUUCCAACCAAGCUGAACGUAGCAGACGAGGGCACAAAAUGGAGCAAACGACCAGACCUGCCAGCGCUAGGGCGGUGGUUCCGCGGGCCGUCGUUCCUUUGGGAGCCGGAAAGCGCCUGGCCGAAUCAAGAAGGAGUACCACAACGUACCAGUGAAGAGCUGCGGAAAGGAAUGAACCAUCACCUAGUAGAGAAGCCGUUAAUUCAUUUGGAACGGUUUUCCAGAUGGAGCCGAGCACUGAGGGCUAUGGCGUUUGUGACGCGCUUCAUAACAAACAUGCGUUAUCUAGUUAAGAAGGAGCGGAAAGUGAACGGACCGCUGAUGCAGGACGAGCUAGCGGAAGCGGAGCGUAUAUUAAUACGAUUCAUACAGCAGAAGGCGUAUCGUGAUGAGAUGCAACAACUGAGAAAUCGAGAGCUGAUAAAGCAUCCGUGGAAGAAGAGGAUCGACAAAGGUAUCAGUCUAUACAAACUAUCGCCCACCUUAGACGACCAUGGGAUUCUAAGAGUGGGGGGACGGCUAACCGAGUGCGUGGAAAUCAGCGAACCUUCCCGCAAUCCUAUAAUCCUGCCUAGGAAGGAGUACGGAACCGAUCUCUUGAUGCAAGCGUACCACGCCAGGUAA
Molecule: messenger RNA, 1389 nt
Organism: Anopheles arabiensis
Lineage: Eukaryota; Metazoa; Arthropoda; Insecta; Diptera; Culicidae
Exons: 1
Coding region: 1-1389 (462 amino acids)
Source: RefSeq, a predicted model, not a curated record